Molecule: messenger RNA, 3680 nt
Organism: Haliotis rufescens (red abalone)
Lineage: Eukaryota; Metazoa; Mollusca; Gastropoda; Lepetellida; Haliotidae
Product: polypeptide N-acetylgalactosaminyltransferase 11-like
Exons: 13
Coding region: 185-2062 (625 amino acids)
Biological process (GO): regulation of Notch signaling pathway
Cellular component (GO): Golgi apparatus
Molecular function (GO): Notch binding
Source: RefSeq, a predicted model, not a curated record
GAGUUCUGUCUAUGAAAGUGGCAACUAUAAGGAAACGCAGAGUGGCGAGACCAGUCUAUGUGAUGUUUGGCAUUGGAAGUGGAAAUAUCUGAACAGUAAUGUAUUGCAGUACGUUUCAACAAGUGUUUGAUGGUUCAGAAGACGUAUAAUGACUGAGUCCUGACAGUUGUGUUGUGACGUGGUGAUGCCCCGUCUUCGUCAGAUCAAGCUGCCUGUGGUCGUCAUCAUCGGUUUCUGCCUCAUCUACUUCCUGUUACACCAUUAUGCCAGCGACAUCAACAGACACCCGAGACUUUUCCGACCACGGCCCCACAAGGGAGUUCCUAUGCCCUUGCCCCCUGAUGAUGUGGCGGAUAAUGGGAAACUAUCCAAGUACAGUCUCGGGCAUCUCCAUGACAUAGGGAGGAUUGAGACACCAGACGACCAGCGUAAACAUGACCAAGGUUACCACCGCCAUGCCUUCAACAUCCUCAUCAGCGACAGACUUGAUUAUGUACGACCUAUCCCCGACACGAGGAACCCGCAGUGCAGGGACAGUGUGUUCUCCAGUAACCUGCCGACAGCUAGCGUUAUCAUCUGCUACAUCAACGAAGCCAGAUCUGCCUUGCUGCGCACAAUCCACACUGUGAUAGCCCGGUCACCGGAACACCUUCUCAAUGAGAUUAUACUGAUCGAUGAUUUCAGUGACCUAGAUGAACUGAGGGGAGACUUCCUUAACUAUAUCCACAUCAACCUGCCGCAAGUAAAGGUGUACCGGAUGGAGGAGAGGUCAGGGUUGAUUCGGGCUCGGAUGUUUGGAGCUAAGAAGGCCCGAGGAGAGGUGUUGGUGUUCCUGGACAGUCACUGUGAGGUGAAUGUCAACUGGCUGGAGCCGCUGUUGGAGCGGGUAGCAGAGAGUGAGCACAACGUUGUCAUCCCCAUAAUCGACAUCAUCAGCCCCGACACCUUCGCCUACGAGGCCUCGCCGCUGGUGCGCGGAGGCUUCAACUGGGGGAUGCACUUCCGCUGGGACCAACUUCCUCAGAGUGUCGUGGACAACCAAGCUACAAACAGCAAACCAAUGAAGUCCCCCACGAUGGCGGGAGGCCUGUUUGCCAUAGACAGAAUGUACUUCCACCAGAUGGGAGAGUACGACUCGGGGAUGGAUGUGUGGGGUGGAGAGAAUCUCGAGAUUUCCUUCAGGAUCUGGAUGUGUGGCGGGCAGCUAGAGAUCAUCCCGUGUUCGCGUGUCGGGCACAUCUUCCGCAAGCGGCGGCCAUACAGCGGACCAGGAGGAGACAGUUUCACCAAGAACUCCCUCCGAGUGGCCCUGGUGUGGAUGGAUGACUAUAUCAAAUAUUACUACAAGAUCAGUCCUGGUGCCAAAGAUGUUGAUGCCGGCGACGUCUCAGACCGCAAAGCUCUGAGGAAGCAGCUGAACUGUAAAUCCUUCAAGUGGUACCUGGACACAGUCUACCCACAGCUGUCAUUGCCAAGUCAACACAGUGGAAACCAGGUGUUUUUCAAUAAGCACAAACUUGGGACAUUCCAGCAGCCGAAGACCAAGAGAUCUGGAAUGUUGAAGCACAUGGCCUCGGGUCUGUGUGUGGAGUCGGAGGAAGAAGUAUUCAACAAGAAGUCUCUCCUGCACCUGGCUGUGUGUAGGUCCACCGCAGAGAGUAAAGAUCAGGUUUGGUUUGAGACGGUGGACAAGGACUUCCGUCUGGCUAACUUGCUGUGCCUGGAUGUUGAAGACAAGGGGAAUGGUGGCGCCAUCUAUGGACGGAUUAUGAAAUGUGGCGGUUUCUCCUCUCAGCAAUGGGUGUGGAGCAAGCAGUCAGGGAAGUCCCAGCUGUACAACCCCGGUAGUGGGAAGUGUUUGUCUGCCACGGGGAUAGAACCCAACUCACUCACUCACUCACUCAUACAUCUCUCUACUUUUCAGUCAGGGAAGUCCCAGCUGUACAACCCCGGUAGUGGGAAGUGUUUGUCUGCCACGGGGAUAGAACCCAACUCACUCACUCACUCACUCAUACGUCUCUACCUUUCAGUCAGGGAAGUCCCAGCUGUACAACCCCAGUAGUGGGAAGUGUUUGUCUGCCACGGGGAUAGAACCCAACUCACUCACUCACUCAUACGUCUCUACCUUUCAGUCAGGGAAGUCCCAGCUGUACAACCCCGGUAGUGGGAAGUGUUUGUCUGCCACGGGGAUAGAACCCAACUCACUCACUCACUCACUCAUACGUCUCUCUACCUUUCAGUCAGGGAAGUCCCAGCUGUACAACCCCGGUAGUGGGAAGUGUUUGUCUGCCACGGGGAUAGAACCCAACUCACUCACUCACUCACAAAUCUCUAACUUUCAGUCAGGGAAGUCCCAGCUGUACAACCCCGGUAGUGGGAAGUGUUUGUCUGCCACGGGGAUAGAACCCAACUCACUCACUCACUCAUACGUCUCUACCUUUCAGUCAGGGAAGUCCCAGCUGUACAACCCCGGUAGUGGGAAGUGUUUGUCUGCCACGGGGAUAGAACCCAACUCACUCACUCACUCACUCAUACGUCUCUACCUUUCAGUCAGGGAAGUCCCAGCUGUACAACCCCGGUAGUGGGAAGUGUUUGUCUGCCACGGGGAUAGAACCCAACUCGCUCACUCACUCAUACGUCUCUACCUUUCAGUCAGGGAAGUCCCAGCUGUACAACCCCGGUAGUGGGAAGUGUUUGUCUGCCACGGGGAUAGAACCCAACUCACUCACUCACUCAUACGUCUCUACCUUUCAGUCAGGGAAGUCCAAGCUGUACAACCCCAGUAGUGGGAAGUGUUUGUCUGCCACGGGGAUGGAACCCAACUCACUCACUCACUCAUACGUCUCUACCUUUCAGUCAGGGAAGUCCAAGCUGUACAACCCCGGUAGUGGGAAGUGUUUGUCUGCCACGGGGAUAGAACCCAACUCACUCACUCACUCAUACGUCUCUACCUUUCAGUCAGGGAAGUCCCAGCUGUACAACCCCGGUAGUGGGAAGUGUUUGUCUGCAAAGGGGAUAGAACCCAACUCUCUCACUCACUCACUCAUACGUCUCUACCUUUCAGUCAGGGAAGUCCCAGCUGUACAACCCCAGUAGUGGGAAGUGUUUGUCUGCCACGGGAAUAGAACCCAACUCACUCACUCAUACGUCUCUCUACCUUUCAGUCAGGGAAGUCCCAGCUGUACAACCCCGGUAGUGGGAAGUGUUUGUCUGCCACGGGGAUAGAACCCGACUCACUCACUCACUCACUCAUACGUCUCUACCUUUCAGUCAGGGAAGUCCCAGCUGUACAACCCCGGUAGUGGGAAGUGUUUGUCUGCCACGGGGAUAGAACCCAACUCACUCACUCACUCACUCAUACGUCUCUACCUUUCAGUCAGGGAAGUCCCAGCUGUACAACCCCGGUAGUGGGAAGUGUUUGUCUGCCACGGGGAUAGAACCCAACUCACUCACUCACUCAUACGUCUCUACCUUUCAGUCAGGGAAGUCCAAGCUGUACAACCCCAGUAGUGGGAAGUGUUUGUCUGCCACGGGGAUAGAACCCAACUCACUCACUCACUCACUCACUCACUCACUCACUCACUCACUCACACAUCUCUACCUUUCAGUCAGGGAAGUCCCAGCUGUACAACCCCGGUAGUGAGAAGUGUUUGUCUGCCACGGGGAUAGAACCCAACUCA